CCAGGAUGCAGGCUUUUCUGGUUCUCCUGAGCGCUUCCUUCUGCUAUGGACUUCACAUCCUACCGUGUGAGCCCGGAGACCCGGGACCCCUCGGGUGUGAUGCCUACAGAAGGAACGGUGGGCGCCUGGAUGUAGGGGGCGCUGGAAGAGGUUCCAUCAACCCUGUCGGGUUCGAACAGAACGCAAAUGUCGGGUUCGGGAACGAUCUCAACAGUUUUGUUGAGCCAAGAUUGGAGUUUGGAUUUGACGGAGGCGUUGUGAACGACUUAAACUCUGGAUUCAAUACAGACGUCGGACUGGUUGAUACUGGAUUCGACAAUGGAUUCCAGAACGACUUGGGCGGUGUUGCGUUAGCCACAAGAGGACUGAGUUUGGACUCCAAUAUCGGAGUCGGUGGCGGUCUGGAUUCCGGUCUUGGAGGUGACAUUGGCGGUGGUUUCGAUGCUGGUUUCGAUGUGAACUCUGGUGUGGAUGGAUCCUUUAUUGGAGGAGGAGCUCCGGGUCUUGGCGGAAAGGGAGGAAUUAUAGGUAGACCAUCGUUUGGAGGAAAAGACGGUAUAAUUGGGGGAUUCGAUGGCGGAAGAGGUGGUGACAUAGGAGGAAUUGACGGAGGAAUCGGUUUAGGCAGAGGCAUCGACGGUGGCUCUUUUGUUGGUGGUGCUGGUUUCGGACGGGAUAACGGAUUUGAUGUAGGAAUCGGUGGAGGAAAUAUUGGCGGAUCCUUAGGUCCUGCUUUGGGUAAAGACAGAGACUUUGGACUUGGUGGUGGAUUUGGAAAAGGAAUUGGAGGUGGCAAAAAGUGGGGAUCUGGAGGACGGGGAAUAGGAUUUGGAAAAGGCAUUGGUAGUGGUAUUGGUAUUGGAGGAGGAAAGGGUAUCAGAGGUGGAUUAAGAUUCGGCGGCGGCAGAAAACACAUUGGAGGUGGUUUAGGAAUCGGAGGUGGUAUUGGAAAGGGAUUCGGUAAAAGAAGAUCUCUUGGACAUGGACCAAAAUUCGGCAAAUCGUAUCCACUCCGUUAUAGAAAGGGGGGUCCAAUAUUCAAGAAUAGGCGACCCAGCAUUUUACCCAUCAAAAGACCACACAUUAGUUAUGGAAUCCGAAGUCCGGUCUCAUUCUUACAAAGACCUUAUCGUAGAAUUUCUAAUUAUCCUAAGAAUAUGCCAAUGAGACCUAUCAGACGUAUCGGCUCUGGAUAUUAAAUUAUUUGGUAAGCAAAGUGAAGCUGUCCACAAGAAAUCUCCAAACAGCCGAGACUUCUGCGAGAACUCUGGACGAGAAUACAAAAGAUGGCUUCUUUUUAUUAUUCGAAACCCCUUUUUGAUGUUAUGUAUAUUCUGUUUUAUUUAUUUAAUAAAUUAUUUGAAACAUUUUUAAAAAUGAAUAUUUUUGAAAGCUUGUUAAACUAAAACCAGUUACAGAGUUUGAUGUACC
Messenger RNA from Saccostrea cuccullata (small rock oyster), 1431 nucleotides. RefSeq lists its product as uncharacterized. The record is from RefSeq and is a predicted model, not a curated record. The transcript is spliced from 2 exons. Lineage: Eukaryota; Metazoa; Mollusca; Bivalvia; Ostreida; Ostreidae. Bases 6 to 1199 code for a protein of 397 amino acids.